Molecule: messenger RNA, 4087 nt
Organism: Portunus trituberculatus (swimming crab)
Lineage: Eukaryota; Metazoa; Arthropoda; Malacostraca; Decapoda; Portunidae
Biological process (GO): DNA integration
Molecular function (GO): nucleic acid binding; RNA-DNA hybrid ribonuclease activity
Source: RefSeq, a predicted model, not a curated record
GACUGACGGAGUGUUGUUGGCUCACUACCGCUCGUUUGUGGUUAAAUUAAGGUAGUUUACCCCCCAAACUGACGUGGCUCUUGCCGGCAGCUAUGAGAGGAGGCGACGUUUUCCAGGCUAGCCAGCGCAGCGGCAGACGGACACCAGCCGCCAUACACACCACUACCCCUGUUCUGUCCAGCGAAGAUUGUGUGCGAGGUCGUGCCGCAGGAGAGGCACGAGCGACGGGAUCAAGCACGAGGAGCCAGUGUGGGCGAGUUGUGGGCCCUUACGAGUGCGUGGGACUCCCUACAUGUGUUGCCGCCGUGCCAGUGGAGGAGACGGCCAUGAGAGGAGGGAGACACGACGUUGGAGACGUGUGAUCACCAAGACUGUGGUGCCUGCUGUGCUGCUAGUUCUGUGCUCUGUAAUAAACUGCAAUUGGGAGAACAGUGUUUCGAGUUACGCCCUGCUACAAGCUAUCUAGGCAUUAUGGCAGACCAGCCCUCCCUUGAUCUGAGACUGAUACCGGAGUACGACGGCUCAGGCGCGCAGUCUGUGGUGGAAUGGAUAGAAAAGCUCGAGCUCAUCUGUAAGCUGCGCAACGUCAGUGAUGUGGCCAGUGUUAUCCCUCUGCGUCUGUCGGGAGGUGCAUUCGCCGUAUACUUGCAGCUUGCAGAGGCGGACAGGAAGAAAGUUGAGAAGAUCAAGGCGGCGCUUGUGGGCGCUUUUGCCGUGGAUUCGUAUAUCGCAUACGAACAGUUCAUCUGCCGGAAACUACAAGCUGGUGAGAGUCCGGAUGUCUUUUUGGCGGAGUUACGCCGCCUGGCAUCACUGUUCGGAGGUAUGUCCGAGAAGGGACUCGCCUGUGCUUUCGUCGCUGGUCUUCCGGAAGGCAUCAGGCGACUACUGAGAGCGGGCUCGCGGAUGGAGACACUUGACCUGCCUCAAAUCCUGGCGCGGACGAGGGCAUUGGUCCGUGACAUCGGUGCCGGUGGUGUCCAUGAAGUAUGUCUCGGCGCCAGGGCUGGGAAUACGGACAUUGGCCCAGAUCAACGGUGUUUCGUCUGCAAUGGUGUGAACCACUUUGCCAGAGACUGCUUGGCUCUGGAUGAACAGGACUUCAGUGUUGCCUAUGAUACUGCAAGUAACACCUGGACGGCGGCGUGGAAGUGGUCGGGGGGAGACGAGCCCGGCGUCUUGCUGAACAAGGUGGAGGAGUACGCUGUGCCAAGUGAAAUAAGAUCGCGGUAUGAGGAGGAGGUGGAUAAGUGGAUAACAGACGGAUGGUUGGUGCCGCACGACGAGUACAAGCACGGUCCUGCAAAAGGACUGAUUCCUCUUAUGGCAGUUGUGCAGCACAACAAAGGAAAGGUGAGGCCUGUUCUUGACUAGGAGCUGAACACUCAUAUAGACACCUACACGGCAGAUUCUGAUGUCUGCGCCGACAGACUAAGAGAGUGGCGGAAGCAAGGUAAGAAUGUGUCCAUCAUAGAUCUUAAGCAUGCCUACUUACAAGUGCACAUUCACGAGUCGCUCUGGCCAUAUCAGACUGUUAUGUACAAAGGGCGAAAGUACUGCCUCACACGUCUAGGUUUUGGUCUGAACGUCGCCCCCUUAAUAAUGAAGACUGUCCUCAGCUCUGCGUUAUCACAAGACCCCGACGUGAAACGUGGGACCUCGGCCUACAUUGAUGACGUCUACGUUAACGAGGACAUCGUCACGGCUCGUCGGGUGGCGGAGCACCUUCAUCGCUACGGCCUAACCACCAAGGCUUAUGAGCGCGUUACAGAGGGCGCUCGAGUGCUGGGCCUGAGGGUCUGGGGGGAGAGUGGCAUGCUGCUCUGGGGACGUGAUGGCAAGGUGGGUGGUGUGCCUACCCGCCUGACGCGGCGAACAGCAUUUUCUUACUGCGGCAAGUUAACUGGCCAUUUUCCAGUGUGUGGGUGGCUGAGAGCGGCAGCGGCCUACGUGAAAAGAAGAGCUAACGCGGCUACGCACACCUGGGAUGACAUCAUCGUCGAUGCCGGCCUGCGAAGUAUCCUGGAGGAAAUAGCAGGGAAGUUACUGAAGGACGACCCUGUUCGAGGAAGAUGGGAUGUAGGAGGAACAGAGGCAAAAGUGUGGGUGGACGCUAGCUCCUUAGCUAUGGGAGCAGCAGUCGAGGUGGAAGGUAAGAUCGUCGAGGACGCCUGCUGGUUGCGUCCUGACGGCGCCAGCCAUAUCAACAUGGCUGAACUUGAUGCGGUCAUCAAAGGACUCAACCUUGCUCUGGCAUGGAAGAUGAGUAAGGUUGAAUUGGUGACUGAUUCCUCUACUGUCCACCGCUGGAUUAACGACUGCCUCACUGGACGAGCAACUAAAACAAAAGCUGCCAGCGAGAUGCUGAUUCGCCGACGACUCGAGAUCGUGAUGUCUCUGGUUAAGGAGUGCGGACUCGUCCUCACAGUUUCUCUGGUGCCCUCAAGCGAGAACAAGGCAGAUGUCCUCACCCGCGUGCCACAGCGAUGGUUAAGGACGUCCGCGGCCAACGUCAUGGAACCACCGCCAGUGUGUGCGGCAGCUGUCGAAACGUCCCUUGACCAAUUAGUGACGGACAUCCACCAUUCCCGUGGCCACCCUGGGGUAAGAAGAACGCUGUACUUUGUAAAACGAGUCAACGCGGCAGUGACGAAAGGACAGGUGCGUGCUGUUGUCGCUUCCUGCCAGAUAUGCCAGUCUAUAGACCCAGCGCCAGUGAAGUGGAGUAAAGGCAACCUGUCGGUGGAGGGAAUCUGGCAGCGGGUUGGGAUGGAUAUCACGCACUGUAGAGGAAGGUCAUAUCUCACGCUCAUCGACUGCGGGCCUUCUCGCUUCACCAUCUGGCGCCCGCUGAGGCUACAAACGAGCGAUAACAUCAUCGAGCAGUUGGAAGCAGUUUUCUGUGAGCGCGGGGCUCCGGACGAGAUUCUGACUGACAAUGACACCGCCUUCCGCAGCAAGUUGUUCGCUCAGUUUGCCUUGCGUUGGAACGUGAAUAUGCACUUCCGGGGAGCGUAUUCACCGUCUGGAAAUGGUGUCGUUGAGAGGUGUCACAGGACAGUGAAGGUCAUCGCGGCAAGAAAAGGAUGCUCCAUAGCAGAAGCGGUGUACCUCUACAACAUCACGCCCGGGGAUGACUGCUCGCCUACCUCUGCGCCUGCGAGCAUGUUGUACGGGUAUUCGGUGAGAGUGCGGGGAGAAGACGCGAGCAGAAGCAACCCUGCAGUAGAAAACAACCCUCACCAUGUAGGAGAAGAAGUUUGGGUAAAGCCUCCCGGCGUGCGCUGCGACGAGCAAUACAAAGAGGGCGUCGUGACUGGAGUGGUAUCGGAUCAAGUCGCCGAAGUUGAUGGUACACCUCGUCACGUUCGUGAUCUGCGACAUCGCGUUUCACCACCAAGACACCAGGACAGAGUAGUAGGCAACUCGGACAAUAACUGCGAGGAUCUGGUGGUUACGUUUCCUACUCCAGAAGAGCAGCGUGAGGAGGAGGACCCGGAGAGAAACGGUGAAGAUGUUGGGAGUGUGGUGCUGAGGCGUUCUGCUAGAAUCAAACAAUCUACCAGGUGUCUGCUGUGUGAUUGAGGGCUUGUGGAAGAUGGGUGACUGAGUGCCUGGGUGAUUUAGAUAUCAGGGGGGAGUGUGGACUGACGGAGUGUUGUUGGCUCACUACCGCUCGUUUGUGGUUAAAUUAAGGUAGUUUACCCCCCAAACUGACGUGGCUCUUGCCGGCAGCUAUGAGAGGAGGCGACGUUUUCCAGGCUAGCCAGCGCAGCGGCAGACGGACACCAGCCGCCAUACACACCACUACCCCUGUUCUGUCCAGCGAAGAUUGUGUGCGAGGUCGUGCCGCAGGAGAGGCACGAGCGACGGGAUCAAGCACGAGGAGCCAGUGUGGGCGAGUUGUGGGCCCUUACGAGUGCGUGGGACUCCCUACAUGUGUUGCCGCCGUGCCAGUGGAGGAGACGGCCAUGAGAGGAGGGAGACACGACGUUGGAGACGUGUGAUCACCAAGACUGUGGUGCCUGCUGUGCUGCUAGUUCUGUGCUCUGUAAUAAACUGCAAUUGGGAGAACAGUGUUUCGAGU